Molecule: messenger RNA, 2010 nt
Organism: Alternaria arbusti
Lineage: Eukaryota; Fungi; Ascomycota; Dothideomycetes; Pleosporales; Pleosporaceae
Exons: 3
Coding region: 1-2010 (669 amino acids)
Source: RefSeq, a predicted model, not a curated record
AUGGAGCAAAAUCAGGUCUCUUCCCAAAGCGAGCUCGAGGCAAACCAGCACGUCCUGAUCCAAUCCUGCUUCCAGAAGACCCCAGCGCUGGAUUCCCAGGAGCUUAACGCAUGGUACGAAGAAUACAAAGCCGUCCCCGCAAAUACACUCAAUGCACAGCAUACCGUCAUCCAAGCUGUGCAAGAUGACUCCCUCGAUCAAAACGCCAUUGAACAAGGCAUCCUGUCGCUCAUUACAAACAUCACUGUCUCGGGCAGGUUCUGUAGCGACUGUUCGUUCUUACUGUCUCACUGGCCCGACCUCGGCGACCCAACAGCCGUCGACCCAUCCACACAACGCAACUGGCCCGGUUCGGGCGCUGAUUGGAAACAUGCUGUUGCGCGGGAGUGUCAUACUCUACUCCUCCAAGCGGCGGCACGAAAGGGGUGUAGAUUUUGUGCUUUCUUAAUGCAGAUGAUACGGGAUGCGGGGUUGUGGGACAUAUUUCGCAAGGUGGAGGCGCGGAUGGUGUGGCUUGGUGAUAAGGGAGAAGAGAAAGGAAAGGAGAAGGCGUCGCUGUCAGUGCAGAACUGGGGCGAGAACAAGGCGCAGCUUUUGUGGGUGAAUUAUCCAGGAAAGGUGUGUCAAGGUUGCAAUGAGGGUGUAGGGCGGGAGAUGAGCUUCUUCAGCGGGGCCUUCGAGUCCACUGAAGAUACUUACCAUAGGGAGAAGGACGUCCUUGAUAUUGCGAAGGAUUGGUUGGAUAACUGUACAAACGGUCACGAGACCUGCAACAAGGAUCAGGGGAACACUUUGCCUACCAGGCUCAUGUCCGUCGCUGGCGACGAGCUGAAGCUGGUUACCACUGCAGGCUGGCAGACUAAGCCUCGUUAUAGCACUCUCAGCCAUUGCUGGGGUAACGAGACCUUUUUGAAACUCACCAAAGAGAAUUACGAAGCCUUCCACACAGUCAUACCCGAUCAAGAGCUUCCCAAAACGUUCAAAGACGCUGUCCACAUCAGUAAGCAACUUGGAAUAGGAUACCUUUGGAUUGACUCGCUUUGUAUCAUACAGGGCAAUACCGAAGACUGGCGAAGAGAAGCAGCAUUAAUGAGUUCCGUCUAUGGCAACUCUUCCAUCAACAUUGCCGCCGCCUCCGCCAUCAAUGCUCAUGGAGGCUGUUUUCUAAAGCGACCUUACCUGGUAGAUGGCCUCCGUGCACAAAUCUGCACUGCAGGAAGCACGCUCGUUCGUGACUUCCACUCCUCCUCCGUAUACUCACUCGCAACCACACAUUCCUACCUCGCAACCCGCGCAUGGGCGCUGCAGGAAAAGAUUCUUCCCCCGCGAACUAUUCAUUUUGGCAACCGCGGCGCCUUCUGGGAAUGCAGGAAAGAAAUUGCAAAUGAGUUCCUACCCGGAGGUUUUGGCAGUCGGUUGAUCAGCGGUCUAAACAGUGGCCGCAAAGGGCUGAAGCAUAUGAACUUGAUGCUAGAUACCUACACUCACGUCUUAGACGUUGACAUGGAGCUACUAGGUCAGGAUCCAUUCGGUGAAGUCCGUAGUGGGUACAUGAGCUUUGCGUGCUCUGGCAUGCUGGCUGCAACUCUUUCUCAUAAUAAUACCGUCAGGCUCGACCCAGGCUCGGCUGCAGACGACGUUUAUCCGAUCACACCAGACUGUAUAAACGACAAGGAGGAGAAAGAUAGUGGCACGGUCUACCUACUUCCACUCAUUGGUGGAGAAACCGCGGGUUCGUCCUGGAACGAGACGAAGAAGAUAUGGCAAUCUGAAGUGGCCAUCUCAGGGCUUGUGUUGAGGAAGCAGAGCGAUCUUGCUGGUAGCUUUUGCCGGAUUGGGAUCUUCCACGUCUGUAAAGAUUCAAUUCGCGGGAACGUGGAGGAAGAACGCCUUGAGUCGUUUGUCGAAGCGUUUGUGGAGAGGGGCGAGCUAGUAGCGAGCAGUAUAUGUAUGGAGGUUAUCGAAAACGAAACGAAUCCCCGGGAGAAGUACGUUGUCAUUGUUUUCUAG